GAUAAUUGUAAAUGUCCACUUUAAUUUAAGGUUAUUUCGCUUAUAAAAAAUGUAAAUAAGACCUCAAAAUGCCAUUAAUUAUAAUAUGUGGAACACCAGUAAGUGGUAAGACAAAUAGAGCAAAUGAACUCAAAGAGUUUUUCGAGAAAAAACAUGGGAAACGUGUUGAGAUUAUAUCCGAAGAAGAAGCAAUAAUAGUUUUAGGAUAUGAUAAAAACUCCACGUACCUGGAUUCACAGAAAGAAAAAAGAGUUAGAGGACACCUAAAGUCAGAGGUUAUUAGACUAAUAGGCAAAGACAGUGUUGUCAUUUUGGAUGGAAGCAAUUAUAUCAAAGGUUAUCGCUAUGAACUAUAUUGUGCAUCAAAGGUAUGUAAAUCAACGCAAUGCACAAUUUAUACAAUACGUAAUCAUGAUGAAGCGUGGGAAGAUAAUAAAAAAUUGCUAAAUAAUGCUAAUAUAAAUGAAAACAUAGAUGUACCAGAAAAUAACAGUCCAUUAAACAAGCAACCGGUAGCAUAUACUGAAGAAGUAUUCAAUGCAUUGACUAAAUUUAGAUUUGAAGAACCAAACUCAAACCACAGAUGGGACAGUCCAUUGUUUACUGUACAGCCCAGUGACAAUCUUGAUUUAGAUGCUAUUUAUAGUGUUCUAUUUGAGAAGAAGCCACCUCCGCCAAAUAUGAGCACACAAAAUCCACCACUCAGUUCAACAAACUUUCUCUAUGAAUUGGACAAAGUGACUCAAUCAAUAUCAAAACAGAUUUUAGAUGCUAAACAACUGAAUAUGGAUGAGGUCAGAUUCCCCGACUAUCCGGGCUGCUCAUUAGAAGCUGGAUUUAUCCAAAAUAUUAAUCCUCAAAAACUACUAAGAUUAAGAAGGCAAUUCUUAACAUACGCCAAGAUGAAUCAUUCAAAUGAAGAGAUAAAUAAAAUUGGAAGAUAUUUUAUACAAUAUUUAAAUAAAACACUUACAGAUUAA
Molecule: messenger RNA, 980 nt
Organism: Papilio machaon (common yellow swallowtail)
Lineage: Eukaryota; Metazoa; Arthropoda; Insecta; Lepidoptera; Papilionidae
Product: protein KTI12 homolog
Exons: 4
Coding region: 69-980 (303 amino acids)
Source: RefSeq, a predicted model, not a curated record